UGAGUUCUGCGACAUGUGAUUCAAACAAACUCUCAAUAUUUCUUAUUUUUUGUAUCCCAGUGAGUAGUUUUACCGAGUGCAAAUUGAUCGGAUCCAUAUUGCAGACAUAUAAGGAGGACAGAAUAAAAAUGAGGGAGCCAGGCUUAGGCAAGAACAAUAUGGGGAGAUCUUCUGUAGCCAUACUUUUCUUGGUCCUUCUCUGCAUAGGCGCCUUCUUGACUACGCAUUUGCUUGAUUCAUCUUCAAAUCUGAUUCCCGGAAGUUCCCGACAAGGAUCAACAUUUUCCGCCAAAACAUCUAAGACACCGGAAGAACCCCUGAACCGGUCUAAUAAACUAGAAUUCCAGCUGAAUUGUUCACUUGGUGACGAAACUCGGAUCUGCCUAGGCAGUUACUACCCAUCCAAGUUUAUGUUACAGAACCCUGACCCUUCAUCAUCAACACCGCAGUCUAUGUGUCCAGAUUACUUUCGUUGGAUCCACGAAGAUCUAUCGCCAUGGAGAGAGACAGGGGUUACAGAAGAAAUGGUGAGGAUGGCUGGGAGGACAGCCAAUUUCCGAGUUGUUGUAGUUAACGGGACGGCCUAUUUGGAGACUUUUGACAGAUCGUUUCAGACUAGGGAUGUAUUCAGUCAGUGGGGAAUAUUACAGUUGUUGCGGAGGUAUCCUGGUAAAAUCCCUGAUUUGGAUCUAAUGUUUGACUGCGAUGACUCCCCAGUUGUGAGGAAGGAAUUCCACCGUGGCCCCGAUGCCCCGCCCCCGCCGCCAGUGUUCCGCUAUUGCAAGGAUGAUGCCACCUUGGACAUCGUUUUCCCGGAUUGGUCGUUCUGGGGAUGGGCAGAAAUCGAUACAAGGCCGUGGGCGCCUUUGUUGAAGGAAAUGAAAGAUGGGAACGAGAGGAGUAAAUGGAAGGAUAGGAAGCCAUACGCUUAUUGGAAGGGCAACCCUCAUGUUGCGGAAGGCAGGGUGGAUUUGCUCAAAUGCAAUGUUUCUGACAAAGAGGACUGGAACGCUCGUCUUUACGUUCAGGACUGGAAUAAAGAACAAGAACAAGGUUACAAAGAAUCUGUCUUGGCAGACCAAUGCGUCCACAGGUAUAAAAUCUAUAUCGAAGGAUCCGCAUGGUCGGUCAGUCAGAAAAACAUUUUGGCCUGCGAUUCUGUAACCUUACUAGUGAAGCCACAAUACCACGAGUUCUUCUCGAGAGGUUUGAUGCCCCUGCAGCACUACUGGCCUAUAAGAGCCGAUGACAAGUGCAGAUCCAUAAAGUAUGCUGUUGAAUGGGGCAAUAACAAUGAAAAACAGGCAGAGGAAAUAGGCAAGGCAGGGAGUAGUUUCGUUCAAGAGGAACUGAAAAUGGAUUAUGUUUAUGAUUACAUGUUUCAUCUCCUAAGCCAGUACGCUAAGCUUCUGAAAUAUAAGCCAAGCAUUCCUCCAAAAGCGAUUGAACUUUGCUCGGAGUCGAUGGCUUGCCCCGCACAGGCAUUAGAGAAGAAGUUUAUGAUGGAGUCGAUGGUUGGAGGUCCCAGCAGUGAGGCUCCAUGCAUCAUGCCUCCUCCGUAUGAUCCUGCAGCUCUUCAUUCUAUUCUAGAGGAAAAACAGAACUCAAUACAGCUAGUAGAAGAAUGGGAAAAACAACACGGGGAUGGUGAAAGGAAGCAUCCUUAGGUAUGGAUGGAUUACCGUGUUUUCUGAGUCCAAUUUAUUGUUUAUUAUAAGCAAAUAGAGAGCACAGCGAAAAAUAAAUGUACAUUUGUACUGUCACGGUGUUAAAAAUUCGCCUUAAAUCAAAGGAAGGAAACCAAAACUGAAGGUUUCUACGGUAAAUUGUACCCCAAUUAGAUCAAAUAUUGAAAAAGAAUGAGCAA
This is a messenger RNA of Coffea arabica (coffee), 1867 nucleotides long. RefSeq lists its product as uncharacterized. NCBI's taxonomy places the organism in Eukaryota, Viridiplantae, Streptophyta, Magnoliopsida, Gentianales, Rubiaceae. The record is from RefSeq and is a predicted model, not a curated record.